CCACCACAUCCACGAGCUGCAGCGCCGGCUGGACCCAAUAAAAUCCUCACCACUCACCACACAAAAAGAGCUCUCUUUGUUUCGUUUCCAACUCCAACAAAAGUCACAUAACAAAUAACUAUUCUAUGGCUACCAUCACCACCACCCACCUCUCCUUCCCUCUUCUCCUCUCCCCUUAUCCUCACCACCAACAACAACAACACUACCUCAAACCCAUUCCAACAGUGUCUUUCAGAAGUAGUAUUAGAGUGAGGGCUCAAGGUGGUGUUGACAAGUUAGGUGAUUUUGGAGCCAGGGACCCAUUCCCUGCUGAGGUAGCGAGCGGUUUUGCAGACAAGGUAUUAGGCAACGGAGACACUGAGCACAAGAUUCUCAUCCCAAAUAUCUCUGCUCUUUCUCUUUCUCAGCAGCAGUGUACUCCUCUUUCUCCUUUCCAAUCCCCCAUGUCCACUACUGAUGCUCAAAAACUCUUGAAGAAGGUAGUAGGUUGGAGACUAUUGGAAGGAGAAGGUGGGCUUAAACUACAAUGUUUGUGGAAAUUGAGAGAUUUUAAAUGCGGGGUUGAACUCAUCAAUAGGAUUUAUAAGGUUGUGGAAGCUGCAGGGCAUUACCCAAAUAUCCACUUGGAAGCACCCAAUCAAGUUAGAGCUGAAAUUUGGACAGCUGCCAUCGGAGGAUUAAGUAUGAAUGAUUUCAUUGUGGCUGCCAAAAUAGAUGACAUAAAAACAUCAGAUCUCGUGCCUAGAAAAAGAGUUUGGGCCUAGUUGAAGCUUAUGUUGCUCACUGGUUGCUUGAAGAAGCUCCCAAAACCAUCUUGCCAUAAGGUUUUCCCAGUGACUGUAAUGGCUUAUUUUGUUAUGAGAAAAGAUGUACUUUUUUUCUAGGUGUGUCCCUCGUGUAUAAUUAUCAUUUGUUUAUUUUAUUGCCUUUUAAAACCUUGAGGGAGAGACUUUGUGUCACUCCCAAAAAGGACAAUAUCUUGCCAAUGAAUAGCUGGGGCAUUACAAUUUCACUUCAAUAAUUAGUGUGGCUUUUGGUGACAAGAUAUUGAAAUGCAAUUUUGAUGUAUGUAAUUUAGUGGUAUAGUCCUAGAUUAUACUCUUUUGGCUGA
Messenger RNA from Quercus robur (English oak), 1111 nucleotides. Its product is annotated as probable pterin-4-alpha-carbinolamine dehydratase, chloroplastic. Gene Ontology annotation, molecular function: 4-alpha-hydroxytetrahydrobiopterin dehydratase activity. Gene Ontology annotation, cellular component: plastid. The coding region runs from base 126 to 764 and encodes 212 amino acids. Gene Ontology annotation, biological process: tetrahydrobiopterin biosynthetic process. The record is from RefSeq and is a predicted model, not a curated record. The transcript is spliced from 3 exons. Lineage: Eukaryota; Viridiplantae; Streptophyta; Magnoliopsida; Fagales; Fagaceae.